AUGUGUGUCCUCUCUAAGUUGUGCAAAGACGUCAUCGCCAAAUUCAUCCACCAGGAUUUCCAUGGAGUCGUUGCUAAGAUGUCAGUCCUCGAUGCUUUCUGCUUCUUGAUUGUGCACUCCGUCGACAAGAAGAACCUAUGGCACAAGCUGCCGGUGAUUUUGGGUCUGGCUUACCUGGCGAUUCGUCGGCACCUUCACCAAGUCCACAACUUGCUCAACGUUGGUGGGCAGCUCCCCGGCGACGGUUUCGACCCGGCUGAUUAUCCUCACAGGACGGAAGACGGGAGGUACAACGAUCCCUUCAAUGGAGUUGCAGGCGGUCAGAACACUUUCUUUGGUAGAAACAUGAUGCCAUCUGCUGAAGACAAGGUGGUAACGCCACAUCCUGCCUUAGUGGCGACGAAGCUGCUAGCAAGGAGGUCUGGUGAGAAGUACAAGGACACAGGGAAGCAGUUCAACAUGGUUGCGGCUUCUUGGAUUCAGUUCAUGAUCCACGACUGGGUUGACCAUCUCGAGGAUACCAAGCAGAUAGAACUGACUGCACCAAAAGAGAUCGCGGGCCAAUGCCCUCUCAGUUCAUUCAAGUUCUAUGCCACCAAGGAACUUCCAACCGGCUCCAAUGACAUCCAGACUGGCACACUCAACAGGCGCACAUCUUGGUGGGAUGCAAGUGUGAUAUAUGGGAGUGAUGCGGAAAGAGGGCAGAAAGUGAGAGAGUUGACAGAUGGGAAGCUGAAGAUAGCUGAAGAUGGUCUUCUACAACACGAUGGAGAUGGGUUGGCCAUAUCAGGAGACAUUCGUGGUACUUGGAUUGGUACCACAACCCUGCAGGCCCUCUUCAUCAAAGAGCACAAUGCUGUCUGUGACAUGCUCAAGCCGGCAGAUUUGAGAGGUUCAGUGAUGGUGUGGAGAAGAAGCUAA
Molecule: messenger RNA, 921 nt
Organism: Linum tenue
Lineage: Eukaryota; Viridiplantae; Streptophyta; Magnoliopsida; Malpighiales; Linaceae
Source: the annotation of a GenBank genome assembly